UUUUAAUUGGUGUUUCGGGCUUUAAUUAAAACGAAACCGUUUCAUUUGUCAAUAAAUUGUGGACAAAAUAGGUGCCAAGUAGCGGCAUUCAUUUCACAAAUUAAUGCAACUAAAACGCCCAUAGCUGCAACUAAGCUUUAUUUAAUUGUUGAAAGGUAAAGGACCAAAGGAGAUGGCCGUCCUUACCCCAUCGUAUUAGGCAACUCCAUAAACAAGCUCAUCACCGCCACUGUGAGCCGUCGUCUGCGCGUAGCUUUUCGACAUGGCACCAAAGGAGGCGGAGGCGCCAGAGGCGAUCAAGGCACUCUUUGAUGAUUACUCUGAUAGUGGGAUCAUGACCGUUGACCAUUUCCACAGGUUCCUCAUUGAGAUCCAAAAGCAACAGAAUGCUACAAUGGAAGACGCGGUGAACGUGUUUCGUCAAAUUGAUGUUAAACCCCAACAGGGUUUAAAUCUGUACAGUUUUUUCAAGUACCUUUUUGAUGAUUUCAACUCUCCUCAUCUCCAUAUUAUCAGCGGGGUUCACCAUGACAUGACUGCCCCUCUGUCGCAUUAUUUCAUAUUUACUGGGCACAAUUCAUAUCUUACUGGAAACCAACUUAGUAGUGACAGCAGUGAUGCUCCCAUUAUAGAUGCCUUGAAAAGAGGAGUUAGAGUAAUUGAAUUGGACAUUUGGCCUAAUUCCACUGGAGAUGAUGUCCAUGUUUUUCAUGGGAGGACACUUACAUCUCACGUGGAGCUUAUCAGAUGUCUAAGGUCUAUCAAAGAACAUGCGUUUAUUGCAUCAGAUUAUCCAGUUAUUAUAACCCUAGAAGACCACCUAACUCCCGAUCUUCAGACUAAAGUGGCUGAGAUGGUCACUCAAACCUUUGGAGACAUUCUGUUCAUUCCUGGAUUAGUACGCUUAAAGGAAUUUCCCUCCCCAGAAUUGUUGAAGAAACGAAUUCUCAUAUCAACCAAACCACCAAAGGAGUACCUUGAGGGAAAUGAUAUUAAAGAGAAGAAGGGUGAUACGGAGAGUGAAAAGUCUUGCCACAUUCAAGCUGAUGACAAGAAUGAACCAGAAGAAGAUAGUGAUGAUGAAGAGGUUGAAGGGGAUAUUAAGUCGAACCGAAAGGUAGCCCCAGAGUAUAAACAAUUAAUUACAAUUCAUGCUGGGAAGCCUAAAGGUGGUUUUGAUGUAAGCCUGAAACUGGAUUCCGAGAAAGUGAGACGCCUUAGCUUAAGUGAGGAACAACUUGAAGAUGCUGCAGAAACUCAUGGAAAAGAAAUUGUCAGGUUCACACAGCAGAAUAUUCUUAGGGUCUACCCAAAGGGUACUCGUGUAGACUCAUCCAACUACAACCCGCUGAUUGGAUGGAUGCAUGGAGCCCAAAUGGUUGCUUUUAAUAUGCAGGGACAUGGAAGAUCACUUUGGUUGAUGCAUGGAAUGUUCAAAUCUAAUGGUGGGUGUGGUUAUGUGAAGAAACCUGACUUUCUAUUAAAGCCUGGUCCUCAUGGUGAGGUGUUUGACCCUAGAGCUGAGUUACCCGUGAAGACAACUUUGAAGGUGAAAGUCUAUAUGGGGGAUGGAUGGUACAAUGAUUUCCAGAAGAAAGAUUUUGAUUUAUUUAGCAAACCAGAUUUCUAUGUUAGGGUAGGAAUUGCUGGAGUCCCUGCAGAUAGUGAAAUGAAGAAGACAGCAAAAGUGGAUGACAAUUGGAGACCUGUUUGGAAUGAGGAAUUUGAGUUUCCAUUAACUGUUCCAGAAUUGGCUCUUCUUCAGAUUGUUGUGAAAGAGUAUGACAUGUCUGAAAAGGAUGAUUUUGGUGGGCAGACUUGCCUGCCCGUAUCUGAAUUACAAAGAGGGAUUCGGGCAGUUCCACUACAUGACCGUGACGGGACAAAGUUUGCUUCGGUUAAGCUGUUGAUGCAUUUCGAUUUUGUGUGAGUGUAUUAGCAGUUCUCUAUGGGAUGAUAGUGUACAGACUCCACAUCAGUUAAGCCAUUUUUUUUUGUUUUGUUUGAUGUUGCUGUGAUCUGGUUGGUGUCUGUCACAAUAAGAACAUUUGCCUCUGUUGUUUUUAGUAUUAUUCCACGUCAAAGGAUCAUUUGUACCCAAGGUCACUAUUGUUAAACCAUACGUAGUAUUUUGUGACUUUUACCUGA
Cuscuta epithymum is the source of this 2148-nucleotide messenger RNA. The record is from the annotation of a GenBank genome assembly. NCBI's taxonomy places the organism in Eukaryota, Viridiplantae, Streptophyta, Magnoliopsida, Solanales, Convolvulaceae.